AUGUUAUUAACUAAACGUAAAUCAUUUAAUCCAUCUCGUGUUGUUAAAUUGCAUCGUCGUCCACAUCGUCAUCGAUCAUUCGAUAAUCAUCCCGAUCAUAUAUCACCUACUAGAGCUACUGAUCAACCAAUGGAUUUGACUAAAUUUGAUUUAACUUCAUUCAAUGGUAGCGAUUUCAAGACAAGUGGUUUAUGUUCCGAUUUAACACAAUCUCAUGUCAGCUACGUUACGACGACUCCAAUAACAUGUAGUUCAUCAUGUCUUAAUCAAACAUGGAUUUCAUCAUCAGGUCUUCUUGCUAAAUGGACAUUUAAUGGAAUAUAUCUUGACGAUAUGAGUUCUUAUACAGCAAUACCAGUGAACAGUCCAACUUUUAUUACUAAUGGUUAUGUUAAUCAAGCUCUCUCACUUACUGCAGCAAAUAAUCAAUAUUUGUAUACUUCAUAUAUUCCAUUGAUACAUGCAAGUUUUACAAUUGAACUUUGGUUUUAUCCUACUGCAUUUCCAAAUCCAACUCAUCAUAGUAUUCUUGGUUUGUGUACAUAUCCCGGAAACGAUCAAUGUCUUCAUUUAACUAUUCAAAAGAUUGGUGUUAUAAACACUCUCUAUAUGUCUUUUUUUGGUGAUAAUUGUAUGACUUACAAUUCUGUACCAUUGAAUGAAUGGACACAUGCUGCAUUCGUCUUUGAUAACAGUACACUUUCUAUGUUAAUCUAUCAGAAUGGAUACCUUAUUGGAAAUGCUACUUCGGUACUGUCACUACAAGGAACUAUGAAUAAUGUUACAAUAGGCUAUAUACCAGGAAUUGUUGCAGCGUAUGGAAAUAAUUCUUUUGAGGGUUAUAUUGAUCAGCUAACAAUAUUCGAUAGAGCAAAACCAGCAUGUGAGAUACUCGAUGAUGCUUCAUUAACUACGUAUUAUAAUUUUGAUAGUAGUCCUAUAUUUGAUGAUUCUGGAUCAAAUUCAUUACCAAGUACAUCACAAUUAACAUCUUUUGUGUUAUCUGGGCAUUCAUUCAAAGCUAUAACUUUUAACAAUCCAAAUGCGUAUUUACAAAUCGAUGAUCUUACAGAACUUGGAACAACUAACAAAUCUUUUAGUAUCUCUCUUUGGAUUCGACCAUAUUCACUAGCAGGAACACUUGUCUUUGUUUCAAGUACUGCAGCUGGUAUUGGUUGGUGCAUGUCUUUUAUAGGUUUUGCUAGUAAUGGUUCUAUUGUUGCACAGAUGAUUGCUAGUAUUGUUCAAUCUGUUUAUGGUCCGGCUGUUUCAACAUCUUCAAUAUGGCAUCAUAUAGUUGAGACAUGGAGUUCAACAAAUGGUCUUCGACUUUAUGUCGACAAUGUUUUAGUAGCAUCGAGUGUAUCAGCCACAACUUAUUUAGCGAGUUCAAUGUCAAAUUAUGUUAUGUUAGCUAAUCGACCAAAUAAUACAUGUGAUUAUGGUGUAAUUGGUCUACAAGGAGCAUUUAUUGGUGAUAUUGAUGAUUUUAAAAUUUAUAGUCGAGAACUUACGAUAGAUGAUAUUUGUGCGCUUUAUAAAUCCUAA
Adineta steineri is the source of this 1548-nucleotide messenger RNA. NCBI's taxonomy places the organism in Eukaryota, Metazoa, Rotifera, Eurotatoria, Adinetida, Adinetidae. The record is from the annotation of a GenBank genome assembly.